GAGGAGGAGCUGUUCUUGGGGUGUUGUGGAGAGAAGAAAUCUUGAGUGGGAGUUGUCGGGCCGAUUUCUGGAGCGUUUUUCCGUCUGUUCCCACGGAGUACCGACACGCCAGGCGCAGCCAUGCCCGGGAUAGAGAAGCUUCCGCUGGAGGAGGCGCUGGAGGACAGCCCGCAGACCCGCUCUUUACUGGGAGUGUUUGAGGAGGACACAGCAGCCAUCUCCAGCUACUGCACACAGCUGUACGAGGCCAUGCAAAGGAUUUAUGAUGCACAGAAUGAGCUGAGUGCUGCGACACAUCUGACCUCCAGGCUGCUGAAGGAGUACGACAAACAGCGUUUUCCUCUGGGGGGCGACGACGAGGUGAUGAGCUCCACGCUGCAGCAGUUUGCAAACGUCAUCGAUGAGCUGAGCUCCUGCCACGCCGUCUUGUCCACCCAGCUGGCCGACGCCAUGAUGUUUCCCAUCACUCAGUUUAAGGAGAGGGAACUGAAGGAAAUCCUCACCUUGAAAGAAGUCUUCCAGAUAGCCAGCGACGAUCACGACACAGCCAUUAACAGAUACAGUCGCCUGUCCAAGAGGAAGGACAACGACAAGGUGCGGGCGGAGGUGGUGGAGGACGUCUACACUUCCAGAAAGAAGCAGCACCAGACCAUGAUGCACUACUUCUGCUCUCUGAACACGCUGCAGUACAAGAAGAAGACGGCGCUGCUGGAGCCGCUGCUCGGCUACAUGCAGGCUCAGAUCAGCUUCUUCAAGCUGGGCUCAGAAAACCUCACCCACCAGUGGGAGGACUUCCUGGGAACCAUAGGAACCAGCGUCCAGAACGUACGCCGGGAGAUGGAGGAGGAGGUGGGGCAGAUGCAGCAGACCAUCCAACAGAUGGAGAGGUCAUGUGACCCCAUGUAUGCACCAUGUGACCCGGACCCCGUCCAGUCACCUGUUUGUCGCAACCUCACCAGAAAGCAGGGCUACCUUUACAUCCGCAAUAAAACGGGCCUGGUGUCAUCGUCCUGGGAGCGUCAGUACUUCUUCACGCAGGGAGGGAACCUGAUGCAGCAGGCCCGGGGCGAGGUGGCGGGCGGUCUCGUCACGGACCUGGACAACUGCUCCGUCAUGGCUGUCGACAGCGACGACCGCAGAUUCUGCUUUCAGGUCACGUCCUUUGACGGCAAGAAAGUCGUGACGCUGCAGGCGGAGAGCAGGAAGGAAUGUGAAGAGUGGAUCGCCACCAUCAACAACAUCUCCAGGAGGAUCUACCUGAGUGAAAACGCGGAGGAGUUGGCAGCCAGAGUGAACCAGACGGCUCUGGAAGCGGUGACGCCGUCGCCAUCGUUCCAACAGAGACACGAGAGCAUGAGACCCAGCAGUAAAGGGCGAACGGGCCGAGCGAGCAGCAUCAGCUCCGUGGGCUCCGAGCCAUCGCCUGCGCUUUCUGUCCUCUCAUUGGACGCUCUGGUCGACCCGGAAACGCCCAUCCAGUUUGACAUCAUCUCCCCCGUCAGUGAGGACACCUGUGGACAGAACAAGACGGCAGCGCUGUCCGGCCGACGGAGUAAUCCAUUCGGAGAGUCGGGAGAGAACUCGCCAGAGGACAGUGAAGACUCCAUCCUCCACCAGCUCUUCAUCGUUCGAUUCCUCGGCUCGAUGGAGGUGAGGACGACCGAGUCGGUGGACGUCAUCUCUGAAACCAUGAGGCAGAUUCUGGCUGCCAGAGCGAUCCACAACAUCUUCAGGAUGACGGAGUCUCACCUGCUGGUCACCUGCGACUGCCUCAAGCUCAUCGAUCCUCAGACUCAGGUCACUCGGCUCCGGUUCCCUCUGUCCAGCGUAGUCCAGUGUUCGUCCCAUCAGGACAACAAGAGGCUGUUUGGUUUCGUCCUGCAGGCGGCGGCAGCGGGCGGGCGGGGCGACAGCCGAGUCGUCUGCUACAUCUUUGAGUCCAACAACGACGGAGAGAAGAUCUGCGACAGCAUCGGUUUGGCCAAACAGAUCGCCUUCCACUCGGAGAUGGACCGCAAAGCGGUGGAGAAGAAGAAGGUGCAGGACAAGGCCAAAGAGAAGCAGCAGGAGGAGCUCUGCAAACAACGACAGAUAGAAAAGGACCUCGAGGAGCAGAGUCGCCUGAUCGCCGCCUCGAGUCGCCCCGCCAACCCCCCCGCCUCCGACGGACAGUUCCUGGUGCUCAGCAGCAGCCAGUCGGAGGAGAGCGACCCCGGGGAGGAGGGGAAGAAGAGGGGUGAGUCUGAAGCCUGAUGGCCCUCGGAGGAUCACGGCUUUUUGGCCCCCAGGCGAGGCCCGGCUGGUUUUAGCUCAGGAAUCAUCGGAGAACGCGACCCACCCGCUCGGGCUGCCUGGGACUGAAAAACAAGCGUUUCCUCUCUGCUGGAAGUCUGCGAUGGAGGAUAAACCCAACGCACCCUUCACUACGGGGGAAGGAGAGAGGAAGACGAAACUAACGAGUUUUAAUCCCUGAAAAAAAAAAAAACAGCUGCUUUUCUACGACUCCACGAAGA
This is a messenger RNA of Nematolebias whitei (Rio pearlfish), 2513 nucleotides long. It is a transcript of the gene appl1, whose product is annotated as adaptor protein, phosphotyrosine interaction, PH domain and leucine zipper containing 1. The coding region runs from base 121 to 2253 and encodes 710 amino acids. Gene Ontology annotation, molecular function: protein binding. The record is from RefSeq and is a predicted model, not a curated record. The transcript has 22 exons. Lineage: Eukaryota; Metazoa; Chordata; Actinopteri; Cyprinodontiformes; Rivulidae. Gene Ontology annotation, cellular component: endosome membrane; cytoplasm. Gene Ontology annotation, biological process: signaling.